AUGGCAGCAAUUGCUACAGUGAUGCUUAUAAUGGUGUUCUUCACUUCUCAUGCGAGUGCACUAAGUGUGAAUUACUAUGACUCUACAUGCCCUCAUGUAGAGUCCAUUGUCGCUGGUGCUGUCCAUAAAGCAGCCGUGAAUGACAGAACUGUCCCUGCUGCUAUGCUUAGGAUGCAUUUUCAUGAUUGCUUCAUAAGGGGUUGUGAUGCCUCUGUUCUGCUGGAAUCUAAGAGAAAGAACAAAGCAGAAAAGGAUGGGCCUCCAAAUAUUUCUUUGCACGCAUUCUAUGUGAUUGACAACGCUAAGAAAGCAGUGGAAGCCGUUUGCCCCGGGGUCGUAUCUUGUGCUGAUAUUUUGGCUCUUGCUGCUAGGGAUGCUGUUACUUUGUCUGGAGGGCCCACUUGGGAUGUACCCAAAGGAAGAAAGGAUGGAAGAAUAUCAAAGGCCACAGAAACCAGACAAUUGCCAGCUCCCACUUUCAAUUUCUCCCAACUACAACAAAGCUUCUCUCUGAGAGGCCUUUCCUUGGAAGACCUAGUAGCCCUCUCAGGAGGUCACACCCUUGGGUUCGCUCACUGUUCAUCAUUUCAGAACAGAAUCCACAACUUCAGCCCCAAACAAGACAUUGACCCGUCCAUGAACCCAUCAUUUGCAAACAGCCUCCGAAGCAUGUGUCCCUCUCACAACAAGGUAAAAAAUGCAGGUGCCCCAUUGGAUUCUAGCCCCACCAUGUUUGACAAUGCUUAUUACAAGCUACUCCUCCAAGGAAGGGGAAUUUUCUCUUCUGAUCAAGCCCUGCUCACUCAUCCCAACACUAAAACAUUGGUUUCCAAGUUUGCUAAUUGCCAAAAGGAAUUUGAAAAUGCAUUUGUCAAGUCCAUGAUCAAGAUGAGCAGCAUCACCAACGGUGGACAAGAAAUCAGGCUCGAUUGUAAACUCGUUAGAUGA
Molecule: messenger RNA, 948 nt
Organism: Gastrolobium bilobum
Lineage: Eukaryota; Viridiplantae; Streptophyta; Magnoliopsida; Fabales; Fabaceae
Product: peroxidase 64
Exons: 4
Coding region: 1-948 (315 amino acids)
Biological process (GO): hydrogen peroxide catabolic process; response to oxidative stress
Cellular component (GO): plant-type cell wall; plasmodesma
Molecular function (GO): peroxidase activity; heme binding
Source: RefSeq, a predicted model, not a curated record